Messenger RNA from Diabrotica balteata, 2578 nucleotides. Lineage: Eukaryota; Metazoa; Arthropoda; Insecta; Coleoptera; Chrysomelidae. The record is from the annotation of a GenBank genome assembly.
GACUGUUGUGUGCUCACUGCUCACAACACAAGUAAUGAUGGAUUGUGAAAAUGAUAAAAUUGAGUUAAAUAAAAUGGAAGUGAAACAAGAAGUUAAUGAAAACGAAUACACAUGUAAAGAAGAAAUAGACAAUAAGGGAGGUGCUCUUUUUGAUACCCUUAAAUUUGAAAUUAACGAGGAGCCCAAGAGGGAAGCUACAAAUGAUGGAUUUGAUUAUUUAGUAUUAAAAGAGAACUCUAUAAAGACAGAAAACGAACCAUAUGAAGAUAAAUUCAUACCAUUUGAAGAAAAAGAAACACGUGAUAAAAGUUUUCCCCAUGAAGAUAUACAAACUGAUGAAGAUAUACAAAGUGAUGAACAGUUAUUUAAAGACUAUAUUAGAAUUACCGCUGAUAUGGACCAAUGUUUAAGUGCCUCGACGAAUAUGAACACCGAGGAAAACUACGUUACCACUGAAAUUUGCGCCAUUUCAACAAAGAAUCAUUUAGAACCAGAUACGAGGGUUUACGUUGGAGACCAAGUUUUCACGUGUAAAAUAUGCAUUAAAAACUUUUCAGAAAGUUCGCAUUUAAAAUCAAGUGUAAACAGUCACGUUGCAAGAAAAAAACAUUUAACGUGUGGAAUUUGUUCUAAAGAGUUUAAUAAAGAUAGUCAUUUAACAGUACCUACUGGAGAAAAUGCUUUUCUAUGUGAAAUUUGCUCCAAAAGUUUUUCACAAAGAUCCAAGUUAACAGAACAUAUGAAAGUACAUACUGGUGAAAAACCUUUUGCAUGUGAAAUUUGCUCUAAAAGUUUUUCACAAAAAUAUAAUUUAAAAGUUCACAUGAGAGUACAUUCUGACGAUAAACCUUUUGCAUGUAAAAUUUGCUACAAAAGUUUUUCACAAAGAUUCAAUUUAACAGAACAUAUGAGAGUACACACUGGCGAAAAACCUUUUGCAUGUGAAAUUUGCUCUAAAAGUUUUUCACAAAAAUCCGGUUUAACAGUUCAUCUGAGAGUACAUUCUGGCGAUAAACCUUUUGCAUGUAAAAUUUGCUACAAAAGUUUUAUACAAAGAUUUCAUUUAACAGAACAUAUGAGAGUACACACUGGCGAUAAACCUUUUGCAUGUGAAAUUUGCUGCAAAAGUUUUUCACAUAGAUCCAGUAUAAAAGAACAUAUGAAUAUACACACUGGUGAGAAACCUUUUGCAUGUGAAAUAUGCUUUAAAAGUUUUUCACAAAGAUCCAAGUUAAGACAACAUAUGAGAGUACACACUGGCGAAAAACCUUUUGCAUGUGAAAUUUGCUCUAAAAGUUUUUCACAAAAAUCUGGUUUAACAGUUCAUCUGAGAGUACAUUCUGGCGAUAAACCUUUUGCAUGUAAAAUUUGCUACAAAAGUUUUAUACAAAGAUUUAAUUUAACAGAACAUAUGAGAGUACACACUGGCGAUAAACCUUUUGCAUGUGAAAUUUGCUGCAAAAGUUUUUCACAUAGAUCCAGUAUAAAAGAACAUAUGAAUAUACACACUGGUGAGAAACCUUUUGCAUGUGAAAUUUGCUCCAAAUAUUUUUCACAUAGAACAAAUUUAAUAGGACAUAUGAAAGUACACACUGGCGAUUAAGCUUUUGCCUGUGAAAUUUGUUCCAUAGGUUUUUCACAAAAUUCCACUUUGACACAACAUGUGAGAUUACAUACUGGUGAUGAACCUUUUGCAUGUGAAAUUUGUUAAAAAUGUUUUUCACAUAGAACAAAUUUAAUAGGAGAUAUGAUAGUACACACUAGCGAUUAAGCUUUUGCAUGUGAAAUUUUCUCCAAAGGUGUUUCACAAAAUUCCACUUUGACACAACAUGUGGAUGUGAAAGUGCCACUUUAACAGUUAUUAUGAGAAUACACAGUGGCGAUAAACCUUUUGCAUGUAAAAUUUGCUACAAAAGUUUUUCACGAAGUUUCAAUUUAAGAGAAUAUAUGAGAGUACACACUGGUGAUAAACCUUUUGCAUGUGAAAUUUGCUCCAAAAAUUUUUACAAAGUUCGAAUUUAAGAGAAUAUAUGAGAGUACACACUGGCGAUAAACUUUUUGCCAAAUUUUCUCAAAGAAGUUUUUACGAUGAUCGAGGUUAACAAAAAAUCAUAUGAGAAUACACAAUAGAUGUAUUUCGGAAAUCACUGAAAUUUCACAUGUAAAUCUUUUGCAAUUGCAAUUUGUACCAACAAUGUUCACAUAGGUCCUAUUUAAAAAAAACAUGAGAAUACACGCUGUAAAUCAGUUUUGCAUAUGAAAUUGACACCAGUUCUAAGAUCAAGGUUAAUAGAACAUAUAAGAAUGCAUACUGGAGAUAAAACACUUUAAAUGUGAAUUUUGCUGCAAAUUCUUUUUUACAAAUUGUCUGCAAAAUUUACCGUGGAGGUAAUACAUUGCAUGUGGAUUUUUGUCAUUUACCCAUGUAAAAAUGAUAGAAAAGAGUAAUAAAUUUAAUAGUAAAAUUUGGACUAGCGGAAUUCAUCUUUUUUAAAUAUAGUUGUAUUUAACAAGUGAGUCUUUACAUAAAAGUGUUUUAUAUAAAUUGUGAUUAAUAAAUAAACACAAUUUAAUACUG